AUGUGCGACCCGGUGAGUGAGAGCACCCAGCACCAAGAGCGCUGCAUGCAGCCUUCCUCUGGGGCCUGGAGCUUGGAGAGAGCCUCGGGCGGCGGAGAGCCCGGAGGUUCGCAGCUGCCAGGCUUCCAGGGUGCGCCGCCCCAGGAUCACCAGGACAGGAGCAGCAAUAGGAACCCGCCUCUCCCUCACCUCUCCUCAGCCAGGCAACAUCUCUAUAGCCCCGUGUCGCCCCUCUCUCAUACUGGAGUCCCCCAAUACCCGCCACCACCCUACUUUCCACCUCCCUACCAGCCACUGACUUAUUCCCAGUGGGCAGAUCCCUACUCGCAUCUGGGAGAAGCGAACGCUGCCCUCAACCCCCUGCACCAGCCGGCGCCCGCUGGCAGUCAGCCACAGGCCUGGCCCGGCCGCCAGAGCCAGGAGGCUGCUGGCUUGAGCGCCCGCAGGGAUGGCUUCCGCCGCUCGGACCUGCUGCUGCCCCACACGCACGCCCUGGACGCAGCGGGACGGGCGGAGAACCUGGGCCUUCAUGACAUGGGGGACCCGAUGGACGAGGUGCAGAGGGUGGAUGAGCAGCACCGGCUUCUGCAUGAUCAGACUGGGAUUCGCAAAGGUCCCAUUUCAAUGACCAAGAAUGCCUUGAGUCUCCCCUGUCAGAAGGAGCUGGUGGGGGCUGUGAUGAACCCCAGUGAGGUCUUCUGCUCCGUCCCCGGAAGAUUGUCCCUCCUGGGCUCCACGUCGAAAUACAUAGUGACAGUUGCCGAAGUCCAGAGGCGAUUGUCCCUGCCUGAGUACUUAAAUGCCUCAUUACUGGGAGGUAUUCUCAGAAGAGCCAAGUCUAAAAGUGGAGGCCAGUCCUUGCGGGAGAAGCUGUACAAGAUUGGACUGAACCUUCCAGCCGGCAGACAGAAGGCUGCACACGUCACCCUUCUGACGUCCUUAGUAGAAGGGGAGGCCGUUCAUUUGGCUCGGGACUUUGGGUAUGUCUGUGAAGCCGAGUUUCCUAGUAAGCGGGUGGCCGAGUACUUAACUGGACCUCAUCUCGGAGGACGGAAUGAGAUGGCAACGAGGAAGAACAUGCUGCUGGCCGCACAGCAAGUGUGUCAAGAAUUCACAGACCUUCUCCACCAAGACCGAACACCCAACAGGGACAGGCUGGCCCCGGUCUUAGAGGAGAACAUUCAGGACUGCCUGUCUCACUUCAGCCUGAUUACCCACCAGUUUGGCAGCCAGGCCAUCUGUGCCGCCGUGUCUGCGAUGCAGAACUACAUAAAAGAGGCCUUGGUCAUCAUAGAGAAAUCCUACAUGAAUCCUGGGGACCAGAGUCCAGCCGACCUCGGAGAAGAUGGAGAAGCAUUGGAAAUGAAACAGAGAUUAAUUAAAUGUGGAAGGCUGAAAGACCCCAGGUCUCUAAGUAAAGGAAUUAUCUUGGAUGCUGAAUCAGAUGGGAAUAAGAAAACUGUGCUCUCUCCAGAGAAACCUUCCCCUUGUGGGAAAGUUAAGGAAACUCAGCUGGCUUCCCAGUUGUAG
This is a messenger RNA of Myotis brandtii (Brandt's bat), 1530 nucleotides long. RefSeq names its product transcription factor AP-2 gamma. Gene Ontology annotation, cellular component: nucleus. The transcript has 2 exons. Gene Ontology annotation, molecular function: RNA polymerase II transcription regulatory region sequence-specific DNA binding; DNA-binding transcription factor activity, RNA polymerase II-specific. Lineage: Eukaryota; Metazoa; Chordata; Mammalia; Chiroptera; Vespertilionidae. The coding region runs from base 1 to 1530 and encodes 509 amino acids. The record is from RefSeq and is a predicted model, not a curated record. Gene Ontology annotation, biological process: anatomical structure development; regulation of cell population proliferation; regulation of transcription by RNA polymerase II.